Messenger RNA from Triplophysa rosa, 2270 nucleotides. Its product is annotated as cell surface glycoprotein CD200 receptor 1-A-like. Bases 918 to 1754 code for a protein of 278 amino acids. Gene Ontology annotation, biological process: regulation of neuroinflammatory response. The record is from RefSeq and is a predicted model, not a curated record. Lineage: Eukaryota; Metazoa; Chordata; Actinopteri; Cypriniformes; Nemacheilidae. The transcript is spliced from 7 exons. Gene Ontology annotation, molecular function: signaling receptor activity.
UCAAACACAUUUGUGUGUUGUGAUAUACUUCAUAUCUGUAUGUUUUGGUCCCUUAUGAAAGCUUGGUGCCGUUAAUAAAACUUAUGUAGCUAUUCGUUUAAAGUGAUAGUUCACUUAAAAAUUUAAAUUCUGACAUCAUUUAUUCACGUAAAUCAAAACUUGUUUAUGACUCAUUUUUGCAACAGAACAAGAAAGAUGUUUUGUUGUCUCAAUGAUGUUGUGUCCAUACAAUGGAAUGUUGUUUGGUUACAAACGUUCUUUAAAAUAUCUUCGUGUUCUGCUGAAGGAAGUAAUAGGAAUAACAUGAAGGUGAAUAAAUUCUGACAAAAAAAAUAAUUUUUGGUUGAACUCUUAUUUUUUGGGUAAUCUCUUUAGGAACAUCGGGUGAAAUACACCCUAUUUCCCUUUCUGUUUUCUUUAUUCAACCACUUGCUAUGUGGUUAAAAUCUUAGCCUUUGUUUUGUAGGCCACAGAUUAGACAUCAAGCGAUUCUUUGUGGUUUUAACCUAUGGUGAAAUUGAAAGUGUACAUAAUAACAGUUGGUCAGUGGGGGUGGGUCGGCCUUUAUAAAGCUCCACUUACUGAAGAACACUAUUAGAUUUUAGCCUUGUGUCUCUGUGGGGUUAAACCGAACUCAUAACGAUGAUAAAUGUGGAGAAGAAUGAGGAAUAUGUUCUCUCAUGCACACGUGAUGGUUUUAUUUGUGUUUCUGCAUGUGUUUGUUGCUAUUCUGAGAGCACAUGCCAUGACGAAGCUCUCUUCCUCUCUGGGGGGAUUCUUGGGGGGAACUGACUGUCUGAGGUUUUUGAGGCUAAGAGAUGCACCUGACAAGAAAACUGCGAAUGUAGAACAUAAGAGCAAGAGGAGAUCAAACCAUCUUCGUGGGCCCUAAUUUAAUACAACAGAGUCAAGCUUCUAUGUCUGAUGAACUGGAGAGUAAACUCACAGAUUUUAAAGCUCAAACUUUUAUAGAGGGAAGUGAUGUAAUUUUAAAGUGUGACAGUCCUAAAGUCAAAUGGAACGAACUCCUUUAUAUCAUUUGGAACAUCAGCCUGCAAAGCAAAAAAUGUUGGCUUGGCAUUGACUCGUCUAUUCAAAACUCCACUUGUAAUGAUGGAAAGAAGCUGCUCAACUCUUCAGAUGGAAUUUCCUUAUUCAUUCCAAAGAUUUCAAAAGAGGAUGAAGGAUCUUACUUAUGUGAUCUAUCAUAUAAAGGUGGUGGCUAUGGACAAAAAGUGAAUCUCAGUGUUCAUCACUUUACCAGCUGGCUGGAGGUUAUCAAUGGUCAAAGGGUUGCCAUCUGUCAAGCCAAAUAUGAACAAUCUAAACCCACUCUUCAAUGGAAACCCGCCUUGAACUUUUCAUCCAAUAUUAGUAAUGCCAGGAAUGGUGAUAUGUCUUUUAUUGUUGAGAAUCGAGUGUAUUUGCCGGAUAAUGUUACCAUCAGUAACCUCACCUGUGUGGCCACAUACCCCCCCAAAGCAGCGCAGCAGAUUACAAAUUUAGAAAUUAUUACCAUAGCGGUCUGUUCUAUUUGUUUUAUUCUUGUAUCUGUGGCUGUGGUUCACAUACUACACAGGAAGCUGAACAACUUAAGUGCAUUGAAAACGAUGUGUUGCCAAUCCAAAAUCUCAACACCAGCUGAAGAAAAACCACCCCAGCCGCCUGAUGUAGAAGAGGUGGAACCCUAUGCGAGUUAUAUACAACGUGUCAACUCCAUCUAUAACUCCUCAGCUGAACUCUUCAACGCCUGAGAGGCAGAGCACACAGACGCUUUAUGUGAUGACAUGAGAUUUCAGAAGAGUGAUACAUGCUGAUGAAGAAUUAGGGCAGAAAUGUGAUGCAUUGUGGUCAAAAUUACACACACGAAUAACAAUACUCGUGGAAAAAGCAGUCAUUUCGAGAGUGCAUCCCCGAAGCAAUUGGACUCUGACUGAGGAAUAAAAGUCACUGAGUCAAAUGAUGAAAUGUGAUGACAGACUAACAUUUAUCAUAUAUAGUGUUUAGGAAAGAACAAACAACUUAUGUGGCGGUGAUAUCACUAAUAUGUAAAUUUGUAGAAACUGUUUUUUUUUUGGCGUGAGUUAUUAUUUUUCAUUUGAACAAAUAUUUUUCUGUUUACCUUUGUACAGAUAUCUUUUUUUUACAGUGUUUACGUUACAAACAUGUUCAGCAAACUUUGUCUUCUUAAAAUACUAAUGUGGACCUUGCACAAGAUGAUUUUUUUUACUUUGCACACAAUUAAGUAAACAAACUUUAUAAUAACUUAA